Molecule: messenger RNA, 249 nt
Organism: Clunio marinus
Lineage: Eukaryota; Metazoa; Arthropoda; Insecta; Diptera; Chironomidae
Source: the annotation of a GenBank genome assembly
AUGAAGUUAACAACAGAAAAAUCUGAUGAAGAUAAACAAAACAAAAAGUCUAAAGGGAAAUUUCAGGCAGAAAAAAUACUAGCAAAAUCAAUAGAAGAAAGGAAAGAUGAAGAUAUCCUGCUCAACUCCAAAUCCCGAUGCAGAAGUGUUGAGAAAUUUUUCAUUACAACUGAAUUUACUUUCAUCGGAUUAAAUCGUGUUAAAGGAUAUUGUGAAAAGAUUGUAGUGGAAUUCAACAAAGUUGAUUAA